Messenger RNA from Branchiostoma belcheri (Belcher's lancelet), 7601 nucleotides. RefSeq names its product multiple epidermal growth factor-like domains protein 6. The coding region runs from base 621 to 5438 and encodes 1605 amino acids. Gene Ontology annotation, molecular function: calcium ion binding; scavenger receptor activity; protein binding. The transcript has 38 exons. Lineage: Eukaryota; Metazoa; Chordata; Leptocardii; Amphioxiformes; Branchiostomatidae. The record is from RefSeq and is a predicted model, not a curated record.
UGCCGCUUUCUUUCUAUUUCCCCCCGUCGGCUGGCUAGUGAAGUCAGUCACCGUGCAGGCAGCGCGACGCCUGGUCGUGUGGUGUUCUCUCUCUCUCUCUCUCUUUACUCUCUUUUUAUUUAUCGCGGAAGUAUUUUUUGGCGUGUGGCCCACUAGGGUACAAUUCAGGAUCCCCCUUAGGAUAUCGACAAGUCUCGGUGGUAUCGUGGCUUGGAGUCGGCAAUCGCGACUGUUGCCAUUCCCGUAGACCAAAGGACGAAGUCGCGACGGGCCCUGUGCUUGUGUGAGUUCAGUUGUGUCUUCAGACGGCCUCUUGUUGUAUAAUUCGGCGGUUUCAGGAUUCCUCUUCGGACGACAGAAGAGGUUUAUCAACAGACAAGAAGUGGAGACCACUCGAAACAGUUUAUCCUGGCCGAGGGACGAUUCCUAGCAUUUUUUGUAUACCGUGGUUUUCUGAUACCGACUCGGAGGCACUUUGGAACAGGCCGCGAGGGCUUCGCACCGCUAGAGAGAAACUCCAGCGUACAGUACAGAACACAUCUUUGUGUUGGUACAGUACUUACUGGCAGCGGCACAACUUUUAGGAAGCUAUUCCGAAAAGUGGGAUCAUUACUACAAGUAUGAAGUGGGCAGGAGUACAGGAUUUGCUGUGUUACUUCGGACUGUUGUUGGUUUCAGUGGGCUUGAAGGGGAGCCUGGCCAACAACUACCAGUACCAACUGUACGCCGACCAGCCUAAUGUCUGUCCGUACCAGGAGGUAGCAAUGGUCGGACACAGAGAGCCAUGUGUGCGUGCCUUCACUCGCACGGUUAAGGUGUGGAAACCCAACUGUGGAUCCUACCAAGACUGGUGUGUUGGGUAUGAAAGGAGAACGGCGUACUACACAGCGUAUCGUCAGGUCUACCGCUCCACAUACCAGACCAACUACCGCUGUUGCCAGGGUUACCAACAGCUGAACCGAGAGCCAGGAUGCAUGUACCCCACCUGCAGCAGUGGUGUGUGCUUCAACGGUGGAAGGUGUAACGGCAACUACCGCUCCCAGCAGACUUGCACCUGCCCCAGCGGGUUCAAGGGACCCAGGUGCCAGUAUGAUGAUAACGAGUGUGCGUUGCGUAAUGGAGGAUGCCAGGACAGCUGUUAUAACACCAUCGGCAGCUUCUACUGCAGGUGUCGGCCUGGGUACAAGCUGGGAGAUGACGGCAAGACGUGCGAAGAUGUAGACGAGUGUAAGAUCCACAACGGCGGCUGCCAGCACCAGUGUGUGAACAGAGAAGGAGGGUUCUACUGCGAGUGUCCGGAGGGCCAGCGGCUACACUCAGACGGCAGGAGCUGCAUAGCUGCCAACAGGUGUUCGUUCAGUAACGGAGGCUGCCAGCAGCUCUGCGUGCCGAACGGGUACGGGCGCCACUACUGCAGCUGUCAGAAUGGGUACACUCUGCAGCGCGACGGGUCCACGUGUGAACUGGCAGACCCGUGUAAGGAUGGGAGGAACGGAGGCUGUAUGCACCAGUGUGUCCCCUACAGCGGCCGGACAGAGUGUCGUUGUUACCCCGGAUACAGGCUGGCUCCCGACCGCAAAACCUGCCAAGAUAUUGAUGAGUGUGCGCUGAACAAUGGAGGCUGUGCCCAGGGGUGCGAGAACGUUCCCGGCUCGUUUGUCUGCAAGUGCAGCCCCGGCUUCCAGAAGGGCACCGAUGGGAAACAGUGCUACAGGAUAGAGAUGGAGAUUAUAGACUCGUGUGUUCCCAACAACGGUCGCUGUUCAGACAUCUGUAGACACACGUCCAGCGGGCCUGUGUGUGAGUGUAAGGAUGGGUACAGGCUGGACAUAGACAACAAGACAUGCAUCGAUGCUGAUGAGUGUAGUGACGGGAGCUCGUGCUGUCAGCAGAUGUGUAACAACAAUCCCGGUGGCUACUCCUGCUCCUGUCACUCAGGCUUCCGCAUCAGGAAGGACGGAUGCGAAUGUGAAGAUAUUGAUGAGUGCUCAGCAAACAAUGGAGGGUGCGACCAUACCUGUCGGAACACGGAGGGAAGUUUCGAGUGCGAGUGCCAGGGAGGUUUCAUCUUGGACUUUGACAAAGUCACAUGUCUCGCCAACCCCUACCUGCCAACCGAGGUGCCCUUACUGCCCAUCAUCAAGAUCGCUCCGUCCAAGCCCGUUCCGUUCCCGUACCCGGACGAGAAUAACGGAUAUGACGCGCUCAUUGGUGUCCCGAUCAGACAACAAUGUGACCGUGGCACGUUUGGUAACCUGUGUACGCUGACAUGUGAGUCCUGCCUGUUUGGAGGUGUGUGUAACGUGGAACAGGACGGCUGUGACUGCCCCGCAGGACGUACCGGGCUCGUCUGCAACGAGACCUGUGAUGCUGGUUUCUAUGGGAUGAACUGUAAGAGUGCGUGUGCCUGUCAGAAUGGAGGAACAUGUAACCCUGAGGACGGCUCCUGUAGCUGUCCACCUGGGGUGAAGGGAGUCAACUGUGAGGAUGGCUGUCCUGCCGGCUUCUAUGGCCAAAGGUGUGACAAGAAGUGUAACUGUGCCAACAACGGCAGAUGCCACCGCGUGUUCGGCCACUGUCUGUGUGAGCCUGGCCUGUACGGGAAGUUCUGCCAUCUAAGCUGUCCAGUGUUCUCCUAUGGGUACGGGUGUUCUGAGGAGUGUGACUGUGUGCGUGACCACGCCACGGCCUGCGAACCCAGGCUAGGGACGUGCCUCUGCAGACCGGGCUACGUCGGCACCAGAUGUGAAAACAAAUGUGACACAGGUUUCUAUGGUGAAGGCUGUAAACAGAAGUGCCAGUGUCCAGAGGGAACAGAGUGUAACCACGAGGACGGGAACUGCCAAAGACAGUGUCCUGCAGGAUUCUAUGGGCAGGACUGCGACAAACCCUGUUCCAAGGGAAGAUAUGGGCCCAACUGUGUGUAUAACUGUGACUGUGGGAUCGGUGACUGUGACAAAACUACAGGAGACUGUAUCUGUAAGGCUGGCAAGAUGGGACCUCAGUGCACAGAGAACUGCCCAGAAGGACGGUGGGGCAUCAACUGCAGAAACGAGUGUUCCUGUGAGAACGGAGCGACAUGUAACAUUAUCAACGGGGAGUGCGAGUGUCAGCCGGGGUACUUUGGACGCACCUGCACAGACAGAUGCCCGGUUGGCAGAUAUGGCCUACAGUGCAGGUUCCAGUGCCAGUGUGAGAAUGGUGGAGAGUGUGAUCCUGAGACUGGAAACUGUCGCUGCCAGCCCGGCUACACUGGAACAUACUGCAGAACUACUUGUGGCCUGCUAAAGUGGGGUCCUAACUGUGAGAACACGUGUUACUGUGACAACAGUGCUGCCUGUGACCCAAUCACUGGCCAGUGUCUGUGCGAGUCAGGAUGGACCGGAGAAAGAUGCCAUCUGCCCUGUCCACAGGGUACAUAUGGUCCAGGCUGCCUGCGGGAAUGCUCGUGUGAACACGGCGCGAAGUGUGACCACAUCAGCGGAGCCUGUGUCUGCACUGAGGGAUGGAGGGGCACAUACUGCGAGAGAGCUUGUCCUGACGGUUUCUAUGGCCUGGGCUGCCAGGAGAGAUGUGCCUGUAAGAACGGAGCCAGGUGUAACCAUGUGAACGGAGACUGCAACUGUCCACCGGGCUGGCUCGGAGAGGAGUGCGAAAUACCUUGUCAGGGUGCGACCUGGGGUGAGGACUGCACCAACCAGUGCAGCUGUCAGAACGGAGCGACCUGCAACAACAUCAAUGGGCAGUGUCUCUGCCGACCUGGCUUCAGGGGACAACACUGCGAACAGGAAUGCCAGACUGGUUAUUACGGAGCAAACUGUGCUCAGCGCUGCAUCUGUCGUAACGGCGGGGAAUGUAACGCUGUUACUGGGUCCUGUACCUGUCCCUCUGGGUACAGGGGCAUCGCGUGUGAACUCAGAUGUGACCCGGGUACGUUCGGCAUGUCCUGUCGGGAGGUGUGCGACUGUGAGAACGACGGAACCUGCGACGCCGCGACCGGAAAAUGCCGCUGCAAGUCCGGCUUCCUGGGAGACAAGUGCGAACAAAGAUGUGAGGAGGGCUACUAUGGGGAGGGGUGCAAGCACAAGUGCCAGUGUGAACACGCAGCCUUCUGUAGCCCAGUGAACGGUCGCUGUACCUGUCUGCCGGGAUGGAGGGGCAGACGCUGUAACAAAGCCUGUGUGACAGGUUUCCAUGGAUACGACUGUGAGCAGAAGUGCAGCUGUCCCAACGGCCGCCCGUGUCACCACGUCAGCGGCGAGUGCAAGUGUCCGCCCGGCUUCAGCGGGGACGCCUGCGAACGACCCUGCCCGGCCGGCACCUGGGGCGACACCUGUAAGAACUUCUGCAGCUGCUACAAGGAGAACACCCGCUGCAACAGGGUCAACGGGAGGUGCGACUGCAAGGAGGGAUUCAAGGGAGAGGACUGCGAACAAGUGUGUGAAGCCGGGACGUACGGCCAGGACUGUGCCCACGCCUGUGCCUGUGAGAACGGUGCCGAGUGUGACCCCAAGACCGGCGCGUGCACCUGCCCACCUGGAUGGGUGGGGCCCAGGUGUGAACAAGAGUGCCCUCCCCACAAGUACGGACAGAACUGUGAGAAGUCAUGUGACUGUCAUAACGGCGGGAGCUGCCAUCACAUCACGGGGGUGUGCAGCUGUUCUGCAGGCUUCUACGGUGACAAGUGUGAAACACCGUGUCCUGUGGGCAGGUUUGGCGUCGGCUGCAGCUCUGAAUGCGCGUGUGUGAAUAACGGGCUAUGUGACCCCAGGAACGGCACCUGUAACUGUGCAGUGGGCUGGACAGGUGACGUCUGCAGUCAAGAGUGUUCGUUUGGCAGGUUUGGUUCGAACUGUGAGCUGGACUGUAACUGCCAGAACGGAGCCGGAUGCGACCGGUUUACCGGCUGCUGCAAAUGCACACCUGGCUUCUACGGACAGUUCUGUGAAAUGAGUUGUCCGGAUGGUUUCUAUGGUGACCAGUGCCAGAAAGCCUGUAACUGUCUGAACGGCGCGACCUGUGACCCCACCACAGGACAGUGUUUGUGUCCGGCUGGCUUCAGGGGUGACCUGUGUCAGGAAGGUUGCCCGUCAGGUCUGUAUGGCCCGAACUGCCUGAAGUCCUGCGACUGCACGAGAAGUGAGAACUCGUGUGACGCUGCCACAGGAAAAUGUCACUGUCCACCCGGAUACGGGGGAGACAAGUGUGAAAGAACCUGCUAUGAAGGAGAGUAUGGUCCAGACUGCAUGUACAUCUGUGACUGUGAACACAGCGCUCGAUGUGACGCUGUCACAGGCUCCUGUAUAUGUGUUAACAGAUGGUACGGCCCCAGCUGCACUAUAGGAGGACCGUUGAGAUCUGGACAUACCGUCAUCAGGACUUUCUCUGCUUAUUCACUGGAAAGGGAAGAGUUUGAUUCGGGCUACUCGGGAAGAUAAUAUGGAGAAACAUGAAAUUUUGAACAAAACCCCCAAAAAUGUCAUUAUUCGCUGGUAUGCACUGCACUGAGCGUCCGGAGUACAUGUUUGUGUGGAGUUGGUACAAAUGUGAUAUAUUAUAUCUAUAUAUAAUGUUAUAUUAUGUAAUGUGCAAAGCUAAAUGCAGAUGUUGUCAAAGGAAAAUAAGAAAGACUUAAAGAAAGGUGGCAGGUAGAUAGAUAGUCCUAAGUGUCUUUUCAAGGUGUCUUAUGUAAAAUACUUGCUAGGAAGGUGGCACAUGUUUAUGUAGAAAGGGUACCAAAGAUAGGGUCUAAUUGUUGAAACAGUAUAUAUAUAAAAUCAUGUCUAACCAAUUGUUUUUAAUGAGCUUUCCUGGAUAAGCCAAGUCAGCACACAACAUUGUAUACAGAAGGUUCUGUGAUUGGGACCAAAAAUGCUGUUUUGAGGAAGAAACUUGAAGAUUGCUGUAUAACACUGACAAAAGCUGAAGAAAUAAUAGUGAUGGAAGGAAUUGUAUAGAUAUAACGUUUACAUGAACAGUACUUACACAGAUAAACACAGUGUCAGCGUUAGGGUGAAAAACUCUUCAUACAUGUCAAAGCAUGUAAAAGAUCACUUAUGAAUGGAGACCCAAGUUAUGAAGAGAGAAAGCAAAGCGAGAGAACAAAUUUUACAUGUUUUACACAAACAAAAUUAGUUUUAGACUAAGAAACAAAAUUAUAAGAAUGUGUCAUAAAAACAUCUUAAAACCAGCUUGAUUUUUUCACGUACUUUCUUUGUAUUUGGGACCGAGUUUCAUGUAGUGUGGCCUUAUUAAGCUCAAUGUAGGAAAGAUCUGAGUCACAAUGAGCCGUUUUAAAGGAGGGAACUUGCUUUGUGUCAGAGUCACAGAAUAGCAACAUAUGACUUGCCUGUAUGUAGCAUGUUAAUGUUAGUACACAUAUCUCGUAUAACAGUAUUCUUAUAUUGAGGACAAUUCCAAAGACACUAAAAACUCAGGCAGAAAAAAUCUUACGAAUGUAUUAUUAAGUUAGAUUCCUGAGUGGAAGCUUAUAGUAUGACUACACCAUUUACAUAUGGCUCGUCUAAACUAUAUUAUACUAUGUAUAACAUUUAGUAUACCCUUUUCGAAGACCAUACAAGUCCUCCAUGGAUUUGUUUAGCUGAGUGCAGGCAGCGUUUUGUUGUCAUGCCAUAGCAACAAGAACGAAACACUGUCAACCGCAAGAUACUGUAAAUUCACUUACUUUCGAAGUGGUUUUAUUACCACUGCAAACGUGUCAGGGUUUACAGUAUAAGGUACUGAAAAGAAGCAACAAGAUUACGGAAGCGGAACAUCAUGUGUUUCUUGCUAGGGAGCUGUUAUGUUGUAAACAACUGUUGUAAGCAACUGUUUGUUCUAAACAAGGACACGUGGAACAUAAAUAUUUAUUCUCCAUGUAACACCAGGGCACCCAUGGUGAUGCAAUCCUUAUAUAUAUAUCCAUGGAUAUGUUAUCCUACACAUCAGGGCACAGAGUAUACUAUAUGGACAAAGAGUGGAUGCCACUCAGUUUUUAUCUAUAUUUCCGAUGGUGCUGUUUUGUAUUCUUCCUUAUAUAGUCUUGGGUAACCCAACAUGUACCUUAUUGUGGUAAAUAGACUAUUUUAACCUUGAAAGUUUUGAAUCUUACAGGAAAAAGUCUGUAGGUUUUACCUUGAAUUUUAAGAAUGUUUUUAACUACACAUUUGUAGGUAUUGUUGACUUUAUUUUAACCUAAAAGAAUUCUAUGUUACACUUAUAUAUUCAAACAUGGUCCAACAGUUGCAUUGUUUUGUCUUCCUGGAAAAAAUACCCCAAGGGAAAGAAUUUGUACAUUUAUUUGUCAUUUUGUAUAGAACUUCCUUGUAUUCUUGUUAUGCUUAGAAUUGUAACCAUACAUUAUUGUACUAUUAUUUUGUUGUCUUUAUGUAUUAUUUCUUGUAGGUAGCCUCCAUUUGUUGGAUUUUGAGCUUUGCUGAAUAUUUUAUUUGUAUGAAGAUGACACGCUAUGCUAACGCACUUGCUGUCUGUGCUAAUUAAGAAAUCGAUACAUUUAUAGACCACCGCCCCAGAGGCGUCGCCAAACAUAUUCAAACAGAUACCAGUAUGCUAAUUAGGGAGAAAACCCACUGUGAUUGGCU